Messenger RNA from Microplitis mediator, 577 nucleotides. RefSeq names its product DNA-directed RNA polymerase III subunit RPC10 (gene Polr3K). Gene Ontology annotation, molecular function: zinc ion binding; nucleic acid binding; DNA-directed RNA polymerase activity. Gene Ontology annotation, biological process: DNA-templated transcription; termination of RNA polymerase III transcription. Gene Ontology annotation, cellular component: RNA polymerase III complex. The coding region runs from base 146 to 469 and encodes 107 amino acids. Lineage: Eukaryota; Metazoa; Arthropoda; Insecta; Hymenoptera; Braconidae. The record is from RefSeq and is a predicted model, not a curated record. The transcript is spliced from 2 exons.
UUUUUCCGUACUUACAAAGACAUAACCUUCAAAAAUUUCAACACAUGGAAAUUGAGAGGGUUGUUAUGAUCCAGUAUUUUUAAAACAAACAUCACAAAUUUAUUUUUUAAAAAGUCAACGAAUUUAAAUUUAUCUAUUACGAAAAAUGUUGUUAUUCUGUCCCACAUGUGGAAACGCUCUUUUAAUAGAAGAAGCAUCACAAAUGCGCCUCGAGUGUCCAACAUGUCCGUAUGUUUUUAACGUAAACCGUAAAAUAGUAACAAGAAAUUACCCACUACUCAAAGAAGUUGACAGUGUACUUGGUGGAGAAGAAGCUUGGAAGAAUGUCGACGCAACAGAUAUAACUUGCCCUGAAUGCAGUCAUCCACGAGCUUAUUUCCGUCAGCUUCAAACGCGAUCCGCCGAUGAGCCUAUGACGAUAUUCUACAGGUGUUGUAAUCCAGACUGCUCAUUCAAUUGGAAGGAUUAAUCUCCAUUCUAAUACUAAGUGCAUACUAUAAGUACAAGUAAUCUUCUUUAUUCAACAAAAAUUAUCUCCAUGUACAUAAAUUAUUUAUAAAACUUUAUAAAAUGAAAA